AUGGAUCCACAGAGGGACAAGUAUGGCGAGCGGCCUGCCAGGAGCACUAAAGUUUCCCAAGGAAGUCGCAGUGGACACUCCUCCAGACCGUCAGGCUCUUCAAGCUCCUCAGGGGUUCUUAUGGUGGGCCCAAAUUUCCGUGUUGGCAAGAAGAUUGGCUGUGGAAACUUUGGGGAAUUGAAGCUUGGUAAAAAUCUCUACACCAAUGAGUAUGUAGCUAUUAAACUGGAACCAGUGAAGUCAAGGGCACCACAGUUGCAUUUGGAAUACCGGUUUUACAAAACGCUGGGAACUACAGCUGAAGGGGUGCCCCAAGUCUUUUACUUUGGACCCUGUGGGAAAUACAAUGCCAUGGUUCUGGAACUCUUGGGCCCAAGUCUGGAGGACCUCUUCGACCUCUGUGACAGGACUUUUUCAUUGAAGACUGUCCUCAUGAUCGCAAUCCAGUUGAUAUCUCGAAUGGAGUAUGUGCAUUCUAAGAACCUCAUCUAUAGAGAUGUAAAACCAGAAAAUUUUCUCAUUGGACGACAAGGGAAUAAAAAGGAGCAUAUUAUCCACAUUAUUGACUUUGGCUUGGCCAAAGAGUACAUCGACCCCGAGACCAAAAAACACAUUCCAUACCGGGAGCAUAAGAGCUUGACUGGCACAGCCCGCUACAUGUCCAUCAACACACAUUUAGGCAAAGAGCAAAGCCGACGAGAUGACCUUGAGGCCUUAGGUCACAUGUUCAUGUAUUUCCUUCGUGGGAGUUUGCCAUGGCAAGGACUUAAGGCUGACACAUUGAAAGAGCGAUACCAGAAGAUCGGAGACACUAAACGAAACACUCCCAUCGAGGUCCUGUGUGAGAACUUCCCAGAGGAGAUGUCCACCUACCUACGAUAUGUACGGCGGCUGGACUUCUUCGAAAAACCAGACUAUGAAUAUCUGAGGACGUUAUUCACCGAACUGUUUGAGCGCAAAGGGUACACCUUCGACUACACAUAUGACUGGGUUGGCAGGCAGAUACCCACACCAGUGGGAUCUGUCCAUAUAGACUCUGGGGCUUCUGCAGUCACAAGAGAAAGCCAUCCUCACAGAGACCGAACUUCAGCACACCCGCCAAUUAGAAAUCAGACAGCAGUCUCUGAUCGACGAGGAGCAUGGGAGGCGCAGCCCACUCGCCAAGCAAACUCCUCCUACCUCACCUCCCACCUGGCAGCGGACAGGCACGGGGGCUCAGUGCAGGUGGUCAGCUCAACCAACGGGGAGCUGAAUGCCGACGAUCCACUCGCAGCUCAUUCCAAUGCACCGAUUACUGCCCAAGCAGAGGUGGAAGUAGUCGACGAGGCCAACUGCGUGAAAAUGCUCAACCUGUGGUGA
Molecule: messenger RNA, 1359 nt
Organism: Nerophis lumbriciformis (worm pipefish)
Lineage: Eukaryota; Metazoa; Chordata; Actinopteri; Syngnathiformes; Syngnathidae
Source: RefSeq, a predicted model, not a curated record